Messenger RNA from Tarenaya hassleriana, 1516 nucleotides. Its product is annotated as 2-carboxy-1,4-naphthoquinone phytyltransferase, chloroplastic. Gene Ontology annotation, molecular function: prenyltransferase activity. Gene Ontology annotation, biological process: phylloquinone biosynthetic process. The transcript has 12 exons. Bases 124 to 1335 code for a protein of 403 amino acids. Gene Ontology annotation, cellular component: membrane. The record is from RefSeq and is a predicted model, not a curated record. NCBI's taxonomy places the organism in Eukaryota, Viridiplantae, Streptophyta, Magnoliopsida, Brassicales, Cleomaceae.
GAGCUUGAAACAGAUAGGACGCCUCGCCUCCUGUCCGGACAAGGAUAUCUCCACUGUGAACUCCAAUUCCGUCGCUGAUGAUUCCCCAUUUGCUGGGUUCGUGUUAGAACGAGAAGAAGAAAGAUGGGUUUGGUUUCGUUCUGUGACAUAAGUUCUGGGUUUUUCCUAAAGAAACCGAGUUUCACAAGAUGUUAUCAGGGAGCUCCAUUCACAAACUCUUACUCAAGAUCAUCACCAUUCUAUAUGACUGCACGAGAAAAAAUGAACGUGGCUAAUGUAAAAUUCUUGAACAUCGACGAAAGACGACGUCAAGGUCGACCCAUUGUUUUUAGAAGCCGUGGAAACACAGUGGAAAUGUGUGGAGAUGACAAAGAAGAGGAUGUUUCUAAAGCAACUUUGAUAUGGAGGGCAGUUAAACUACCUAUUUACUUUGUUGCUUUGGUUCCUCUCACUGUCGGUGGUGCGGCCGCCUAUUUGGAGACAGGAUCGUUUUCAGCGGGUCGUUAUCUUACCCUGUUGGUCUCCUCAGUUCUUACCAUUACCUGGCUCAACCUUAGCAACGAUGUUUAUGAUUUCGAUACAGGAGCAGAUAAGAACAAAAAGGAAUCUGUAGUAAACCUGGUCGGAAGCCGGACAGGAACCCUAAUUGCAGCGUUCAUAUUGCUCGUUCUUGGUGGUGCUGGUUUAUCUUGGAUAUCCAUGGAAGCAAGAAAUAUUCGUGCAAUAAUGUUGCUUGCUUCUGCAAUAUUCUGUGGCUAUAUAUACCAGUGCCCACCAUUCCGGCUAAGUUACCAUGGACUAGGAGAGCCACUAUGCUUUGCUGCUUUCGGCCCAUUCGCGACUACUGCUUUCUAUUUACUUCUGGCUAGCUCGAGUCAGACAAGCCAUGUUCCUCUAAACGGCAGGAUCCUUUCUGCAUCUUUCCUUGUCGGCUUCACCACAUCUUUGAUCCUUUUAUGCAGCCACUUUCAUCAGGUGGAAAGUGACUUGGCAGUGGGAAAAUUAUCACCUCUGGUUAGGGUAGGCACUGAAAGAGGAGCAAAAGUAGUGAAAUCGGUCGUUGUUUCGCUCUAUUCCCUGCUGCUUGUUCUUGGCCUUACCAGAAUUCUUCCCCUCACUUGCACAUUGAUGUGUUUCCUGACACUACCAAUGGGGAUAUUGGUUACAAGCUAUGUUGAAAAGAACCACAAGAUAUUAUUCCUGGGGAAUGGUGUAGGACAAGGGGAAGAUAUUCAUGGCGAAGUACUACUGCGUGAGACUGCACGCGCUGUUUGGAGCAGCUUUGUCCAUUGGACUCGUGGCUGCAAGGCCAAUCAACAGAGUCUAUGUUCCUGAUGUGGUGAUUUCUUGGCCUUGACAUUAGAUCAAUUCACCUUCUUCUUUUUCUAUCAGCAACUGCCAUUGUAAUAAAACCAUUCUUCGAGUAUUGACUGUAAACUUUCAUAGUUGAGGGAUCAUGAUGUAAAAACGGAGGAAGACAAGGCAUAUACGUACUUCAAAUCUGUCUCCUACGGUA